GGGGAUUUAAAUUUUUUAUUUAAUUAAUUAAAUUUCAAAAUGGCUUCCUCUGCAAGUAAAUUGGAAAAUUUAGAAAUUAAAGAAAUGCAAGUAGUUCCCUGCACUAAUUCGCCGUAUAUACAAUCAUCAAGGGUGACUUUUAAACAAGUAAAUAUUUUUAUGCUUGCAAUGAUUUUCUAAUUUUUGGCUAGAGCACAACUGAGUUUUUCGAUAUUAUAUUUAAUACUUGAAAUCGAGCUUGAACACAAAAAGUAAAAUAUUACAUUGUUCUGUUUUUCUGCUAGAAUGGAAUUAAUCGAAUCUGGGAUUAUAUUAGAGAACAUGAUGGGUAAACAAUUCAUUUUAUUUCAUUUAUCCUGUUAUUAUUUUACUAAUUAAUAGUAACAUAUUUAUAGUAUUAUAAAAUACCAAAGUUAAAUAACUAAUGACUUUCUUGUAUAGUGUAUAUAUUCUUCUCUACAACACAACAAGGCAGGCACUUGUGUUGGUAAAGCAAUUUCGACCAGGUAAGUUAGUAUCCUGCACACAAAGACUUACCUAUAGCCUCACCCUAAUACAAUAUAAGGUCUAUGGUUCGAAGCCAAAAUGCAAGUAUGCGGAUAGCAAGAGUUCCACUUACUUAUGUGGUACUUGGUUGAAAACAAAGAAAUACUGAACCAUAAUGUUGGCAUACUUCUGGUAUGCAAAUUAUCGCACCCUGAGGGUGCAUGGGUUAAGAUUUAUGGGGUGAGGUAGACUGGUUAAUGCCCAACAUUUUCCUUUUCAUAUAAAGUAAAAGUUGUCCACUCUUGGAUAAAGUAGAGUAGCAAUUGAUACACCAGGAGGAAAUUUUAGUUUAAAGAUAAAGAGCAGAGCCCAGCAAAUAACUUUAAAACCGAACAUAAUAAAAGUAAAAAAGUAUUAACAAAAUUUUAUCAACAAAACGUUAGCUAAUAAAUUUUUUACUUUUAUUAUGUUUGGUUUUAAAGUUAUUUGCUGGGCUCUGCUCUUUAUCUUUAAAGUAGAGUAGGUUAAGCCAUGGUUUGUCUAGCUAACACCAGAUAAUGCUAUUCUUCAAGGAGAAAGUAGAUGAAUGGGUUUUAAAUACUUCAAAAAUGGUAAAUCAUUUCAACAUUUCUCUACACAGCUCUGUAUAUGACAGUAAACAGAGAACAACAUGUGGAACAAAGUCAUGAUCUACAUAAAGAACAUGUCCAGAAAAUAGACAGCAGUAUCCCUUACACGGCCCCGCCUACUUGUGGCGUCUCUUACGAACUCUGUGCUGGCAUUGUUGACAAACAAACAAGUCUAGAAGAGAUUGCAAAAGAGGAAGUGUUCGAGGAGUGUGGGUAUGACGUUCCCUUGGGUGAUAUCAAACGAGUUAGCGCUUGGAGGGGUGGACUUGGCACCAGUUGCAACAUGCAUACAUUGUUUUAUGCAGAGGUGACAGAUCCAAUGCUGGUGUCAGGUGCAGGAGGUGGAAAUGUACAUGAAGGCGAGCAAAUUGAGUUGUUUUAUCUUCCUGUUGGUGAAUUGAGAUCGUUCAUGUAUAACGAAGAUAUAGCCAAGGAGUGCUCCCUUUUGUUUGCCUUGUCAUGGUGGAUAGAAAAUGUUCAAAAGGCAUGAAUAUCAAGAAGAGUGACAUAAUACAAUUAAAACCUGUAGUCAAAGCCAUAUGAAUGCUGCAGUCUAAUGUUAAAAUAAUUUUGAAAAUUAGCAAAAAAAUUAAAUUAACCACACAAAAAAUGUCACAUAUAACAUAGAUAGAAAUUUCAACACAAAAUGCAAGUUUUUUAACUUUCCUAGAAAUAUUUAAAAAUAGUUAUCUAGUGUCUAGAAUCUACAUCAGUAUCACCAGUACCUAUUAAAAAUAAAAAAAUAUUGAAACUACUUUGAAGUUUUGCAAAAAGGCCGGUCAUAAGAAGGUAAUAGUACUAACUUUCUGACCAAUGCUUGAACACCAAAGUUUUUUCUUUUUUUUUUGUAAUUUCAACACAAAUCUCACAGUAUGAACAUGAAUAUUUAUUAGAGUGAGUCAAACAUCAUGAUUUCUGUGUCCAAAAAACCAAAACAUUAAAUUAUUGCAAAUGAAUUACAAUUCACAAUUGUAAAAGAAAAAUUAAUUUUUAUAUAAUUAUAUAUAUAGCUAUAUAUUAAAUAUUUAUCUCUUAUAUAUACUAUUAUAUUAAACAUAUUAAUAACAAUUUAAAUACAUUUCCUCAGAAAUACUUUCUUAAAUCUUGUCUUUUGUAUUGAACCCCAGUUUAACUUUUUACAUUAAAUAGUUUUCACAUUUUAACAAAUUAGUUUACAUUCUAACAAGUUUUUAACAAUAUAAAUAUAGGCCUACUUUCCUUUUAACUUGUACGACUAUUGAAGAUUAAUUAUCACGGAUUGUAUCAUUGAAUAAGCAUUCCUCUGCCUAGAUAAAUAAAUUAACA
Molecule: messenger RNA, 2420 nt
Organism: Paramuricea clavata
Lineage: Eukaryota; Metazoa; Cnidaria; Anthozoa; Malacalcyonacea; Plexauridae
Source: the annotation of a GenBank genome assembly